AUGAUGGACAUUGAGUUCUAAACUAAAGUUGAAAGAUUGGAAGAUAAAUUCUAAAAGAUAAAAAUGUUAGGAGAAGGCACUUAUGGACACGUGACUAAAUGCUAAGAUAAAUAAACAAAAGAAGUUGUAGCUGUAAAGAAGAUUAAGUUAGAGAUUUUUUAAGGUGAUGGUUUUCCUUCCAGCUCAAUGCGUGAGAUUUCUACUCUUAAAAAAAUGAAGCAUGAAAAUAUUGUCAUUUUGAAAGAUGUCCAAUUUUAAUUUGAUGAAAACAGUCUCUUGAUGGUGUUUGAGUGUCUAGAGUGUGAUUUAAAACAAUAUCUUGAGAAUGAAUUUCCUAUUUAACCUAUAAAGAUUAAAUAAAUCAUGAAAUAAAUUUUAUAAGGAGUUGACUAUUGCCAUUAAAUGCAGAUCAUGCAUCGUGAUUUAAAACCUUAGAAUAUUUUAGUUUCUACAAAAGCAAACAAUACUAUGUCAGUUAAAAUUUCUGACUUUGGACUUGCUAAGACGUUUACUACUCCCCUAGACAAAUACACAAAGGAAAUAGCAACACUCUGGUACAGAGCUCCAGAAGUGAUGCUUGGAGAUGAGCACUAUUCAAUUACAAUUGAUAUUUGGGCAGUUGGAUGCAUUUUUAUUGAGCUCAUUACCAAAAGGCCACCAUUUCAUGCCUAAAGUUAAAUAGACUAGCUCUUUUAGAUAUUCUAAAUAUUUGGCACACCUAACGAAUAGACCUAUCCUGGAAUUUCAAAACUACCUGACUAUAAUGAAAAGUUCCCAAAAUUCCAAGCACAAGGAAUUUAAAAACUUCUACCUUCUAAUUUUAAUGAUCCUGAAGCUUUAGACCUCCUUUCCAAUCUUUUAGUACUUGAUCCUAGCAGAAGAAUUUUUUCUAAGGAAGCACUAAAGCACCCUUACUUUAAUGGUGUUUGA
Tetrahymena thermophila SB210 is the source of this 930-nucleotide messenger RNA. Its product is annotated as cyclin-dependent kinase-like Serine/Threonine kinase family protein. Gene Ontology annotation, molecular function: cyclin-dependent protein serine/threonine kinase activity; ATP binding. The transcript has 3 exons. Gene Ontology annotation, cellular component: nucleus. The record is from RefSeq and is a predicted model, not a curated record. NCBI's taxonomy places the organism in Eukaryota, Ciliophora, Oligohymenophorea, Hymenostomatida, Tetrahymenidae. Gene Ontology annotation, biological process: protein phosphorylation.